Aspergillus niger is the source of this 927-nucleotide messenger RNA. RefSeq lists its product as hypothetical. The record is from RefSeq and is a predicted model, not a curated record. NCBI's taxonomy places the organism in Eukaryota, Fungi, Ascomycota, Eurotiomycetes, Eurotiales, Aspergillaceae. The transcript is spliced from 5 exons. The coding region runs from base 1 to 927 and encodes 308 amino acids.
AUGGAGGAGGGCGAUAUUAUUAUGGUCACUCCGAUGGAGAGGGAGAGGAUGGAGAAGAGAGCGAGAAAGACAAGAGUGAAAGACAAUACUUCAAUACAACCACCACUCAGCAUCCUGAUGCGGCAUUUUCGACCUCAUUGCGUGCCACCACCACCAGAUCACUGCGAUGGAUUUACCCACAGGGCUGUCAAAGACACUAUGGGAACAUUUAGCCAGCCAUUAGAAUUGUCCCAACCUUUCAAUCAACUUUCAGCCUCAUAUCCGCCUCCUAGGGGAGUGUCGCCUCAUCCGCAUAUGUCUGUGAGUAUGAUGAGAAUUGAGAAUAUACAACCGAAAGUGCCAAGUAACUGGCAGACGCUAAACAAUUGUCACUUGUUCAUGCAGGAUGCCUACAAAAGGUACAGACUGUUUGAACAACACUCUAGCCGAGAGAUUCGUCGCCUUAUUGCUAUGCUAGUCCAAACACAGUAUAGCGGGGAAGGCUGCACCACAAGGCGGAAAAACCACGGGUUCUCAAUAAACACCACGCACAGAUGUUCUUUUCUCCGUCACCAUCCAGAGUUACUCCGUAAUUGGGGAGCACCCAGGGGCAGCGGAGAAAAAGGUGGCCACAUACAUCAUCAUCAGUGGCUCAAGGGUGAAAGCAGAAAAUUCAAAAAUAGAAAGCUCCAAAAGUCAACACCCUUGUGGACGACAGAACCCCAAACUGACAAAACAGCCAGCCUCGCUAGGGGGAGUGUGUUCGAUGGCACGGUCGGGGAGCCGAGAGACUAUGAAUGGUGUCGAAGCAUGGGAAUGUUCGCCGUUAGGGACCUAUUUAUGGACACCCCUUACGAUCAUGGUGAUGAUAGGCGCUCCGGCUCGCAUCAGAUGACGACAUCGGGCGUUCUGUCUACGGGUAGGACCAUGGGUACGGAGCCUGACUAG